UACAUCGACGAGGGCGCUAUCACAGUUUUAUAUGCCCUAGCUAGCUCCGUGUGAAAAGCCAACAUUUUCGCGUUUUAAAUACUUUGUAUUUUUCUAAAGUAUGUUAAAUUCUACAAUAAAUAUAGUAUAGUUCUUCGCCAUAUUUACGUACAUGAUGAUUCGAGUCAGUUUAGUAUUACUCCACUUAGCUUUAUACCAAGUUUUAUUUGUAGGCCUUCAUCAUUGUGGGAAAAAUGAUGGCAGCCCGAUGGCCGUUGCAGAAACAUCUCUCGACCCGUACGAUGUUCUGGGUGUUCGUCGCACUUCUAGUCUGAAAGAUAUCAAACGUGAAUACAAAAAACUAGCUCGAGAAUGGCAUCCAGAUAAGAAUGAUGACCCUGAGGCACAGCAGAAGUUCAUUCAAAUUUCGCAAGCUUAUGAGAUCCUUUCUGAUGAAGAAAAGCGUAGAGAGUAUGAUGAGAAUGGACAUGUUGACGACCACCAGCCACAGCGCUACCAACAGCAAAGCUUCAACUUCGGCGGUUUUUCAUUCAGAUUCGAAAAUUUUGGUGGUAGAGGUGGAGGUGGGGGGAGUCGAAGCGACAACUCGCAGAGGAUCACAUACCCAAUGUUUCAUAACACAAUUUUACCAGAAAGUCAUAAGAAAGCGUAUAUGCUGCUUGUUACCGGACAAUGGUGUUUUAAUUGUGUUCGUGUUGAAGAAAUUUGGGAAAAAAAUGCUCAGGAACUAAAGAAUGCUGGUAUUGGCAUUGGGACUGUGCAUGCCGAUUACGACCGUCGCUUAUUGCGCGACCUUGGUGUUAACAGUUGGCCCUCUAUCGUUGGUGUGUUAGACAAGAGAAUUCAUUACUUUGGAUCACAGAUGGUUAUCAAUAUUGAAAACUUGAAGGCGUUUGCCAUGAAAAUGUUUCCCACGACACACAUCGAUAAGGUAGAUGACGAAAACUUCCAAACUUUUCUGGCUGGCCAUUCUGACAACCGUCCUCGGACGCUGUUGUUCUCGCGUAGGUCUGUGCCAUCUCUUCUUUAUCUAGCCACUGCCUACGAAUUCAGAGACAAGAUGGCGUUCGGAUUUUCAAGCUUCAAGAGUCCAGUGCACAGUAUGUGUAGACAGUAUGGCGUGGAUAGUACGCGUUUACUGGUGUUUAAAGAAGAUGCAGACAACUAUGUCGAUAGCCUAGAGGCUAGUAUGCUGGAACGGGAAUCGAUUCGUGAUGUCAUAAUGGACAACAAGUAUCUGUACGCUCCGAGACUGUCAUCACAAACUGUGUUCGAUGACCUUUGCCCAGUCUCUCCAUCAAAGAAAAAUCGCAAAGUUUGUGUGAUCCUGUUCACGCAGAGAGGGAAAAAUCAUGAUCAGUUUCGCAGAACUUUCAGCCAAGUUGCUGUUGAUACAACUUUCUUUCCUGAUGGGUCAAGGUUCAUGUAUGUGUACAAAGAAACGCAGAGAGACUUUACACGCAUCAUUGGUGUGGAAUUUACGCAGGACUCAAGACUUCCGGUUGCUGUAGUAUGGAGACGAACAAGAAAUAAGCUCAAUUUUGAUUGGUUGCCUGGCGGCUGGAAGAAGAAUGAUGAAGAUGACAAUCAGAGGCGAUUGAGAGACUACUUGGUGGAAUUAUCCAACUACAUUUCCACUUUAAGACAAACUAGAGAAAUUGAGACCAUGGAAGAUGAAAACGCACCGCAUUGGCUGACGCUGUCAGUAAGGUCCAUAUACUCAACGUGUAAGGCUUUCUUGAGGUCAGCAAUAGAAUACAUAUCCAAUAGUAUAUUGGUUGAUGUUGUUUCGGUGCUCCGUUCUGUUCUUCUUCCAUACAACUAUAUCAUGCAUAUAUAUGAUAUCAUAUCAUUAUUAUCAGUUUUGAUGGUGAUAAUUGGAUAUAUGUCAAGUAUACAUAUCUGGAUCUGCAAGCUAUUUUUUAAUAGGAGUAAAUCAAAUGUUGGCGCACCAAUGAACGAACCCCCUAGAAAACAGCACAUCAGUGUAUACUCUUUAGAUCCAAUAAGUAAUGAGACAUUGGUCCUAAGAGCGCCCCCAGGCCAGAUGACUCUGCUCAUCCUCAUCAAUCAGGCUAAUGAGAAAGAGCUGGUUGUCGAGGCUGAGAAAGCUAUCAAAUGUCAAAUUGAAAGAAUGGAAGGUUGGCACUUGUCAUGUCUUCAAGUUGAUAAAUAUAGUUCGUGGUACGAGCAACUAACCAAUCAAACUCUAGGCACACAGGAUGUAAAGGAAGUCGUAGGGAAUAUUCUUGCCAUUAACGGACACAGAAUGUACUAUUGUCUGUACAAUGCACGGACGCAGAUUGCUACUUACCGAGCCUCACAUCAAUGCUCGCAAGUGAGUCCGGAAUCUGUCGGUUUUGGGGAUUCCGACAGCGAUACAGAUGAUGAAAACGAGUUUCUUAUUGAUAAUUUUUAUGCUCCAUUACCCAUUUGGAUUGACAGACUUUACGAUGGCUCAGCCAAAAGGAUACAGGUUACAGAAUGGCCAACCUUCGACCCUAGAAAAGAGCACAUCAGUGUAUACUCUUUAGAUCCAAUAAGUAAUGAGACAUUGGUCCUAAGAGCGCCCCCAGGCCAGAUGACUCUGCUCAUCCUCGUCAAUCAGGCUAAUGAGAAAGAGCUGGUUGUCGAGGCUGAGAAAGCUAUCAAAUGUCAAAUUGAAAGAAUGGAAGGUUGGCAGUUGUCAUAUCUUCAAGUUGAUAAAUAUAGUUCGUGGUACGAGCAACUAACCAAUCAAGCUCCAGGCACGCAGGAUAUAAAGGAAGUCGUAGGGAAUAUUCUUGCCAUUAACGGACACAGAAUGUACUAUUGUCUGUACAAUGCACGGACACAGAUUGCUACUUACCGAGUCUCGCAUCAAUACUCGCAAGUGAGUCCGGAGUCUGUCGGUUUUGGGGAUUCCGACAGCGAUACAGAUGACGGAAACAAGUUUCCUAUUGAUAAUUUUUAUGCUCCGUUACCCAUUUGGAUUGACAGACUUUACGAUGGAUCAGCCGUAAGGAUACAGGUUACAGAAUGGCCAACCUUCGACCCUAGGUGAUGCAGAUAAAUUUAAAGUUUUCCGUUUUGCAAUUAAAUGUUUGUUAUUGUUUGUUAA
Molecule: messenger RNA, 3100 nt
Organism: Anneissia japonica
Lineage: Eukaryota; Metazoa; Echinodermata; Crinoidea; Comatulida; Comatulidae
Product: dnaJ homolog subfamily C member 16-like
Exons: 15
Coding region: 152-3043 (963 amino acids)
Source: RefSeq, a predicted model, not a curated record